Messenger RNA from Colletotrichum navitas, 1061 nucleotides. RefSeq lists its product as uncharacterized. The transcript has a single exon. Bases 282 to 908 code for a protein of 208 amino acids. Lineage: Eukaryota; Fungi; Ascomycota; Sordariomycetes; Glomerellales; Glomerellaceae. The record is from RefSeq and is a predicted model, not a curated record. Gene Ontology annotation, cellular component: nuclear speck.
CUCUUCUGCCGUACGGGUUUCCGACCCUUUGGUCGCUGGAUUGUGCUGUGCUGAGGCGAGUCGAUUGCGGGGACUCGCUCGCCUCUCGUUGGUCCUAGGACGGGUUUCUUCCUUCCGCCCCUUGUAAAGAUCAAGAAAGACGUCACUGGUCGUGAUGAUGCAUCUCCUCCCACUGUCCACCCUUCCGACUCUGGCAGCCAGAAAAGAGAAGUGCAACAGGAAACGGUGCAAGAUGUAGAAGAGGAAGGGGCAAGGAAAAGAAGCGACGAGGGGAAGGGGACAUGCGCAACCCAAGGGUAAUGAAGGGACGAGAGAGAGAGCGAGAGAGCUCUGACCGCCUCUCUUGCACCAGAGACAGACUUUUUUUUUUCUUCCUCGUCUUGGUGGAUGUGGUGGUGGUAUAUCAGAUUGUUGGGCUGCAACUAAUGCUACACCGUAUCCAAUGGGUCUUGCUUUGGUAUGACACUACCACGUCUGCUGCGUUCCUUGGGUUUCUGACGCAUCCGGACCGGGUGAGAGCAAGACACGACAAGCAGGACAUGACAGGACGGGCCCGGCUCCAAAGACGUAGCCAGCAUCAUGACACGAAUUGGUUCGACAGGUUGGGCCACUUCAUGCAAGCUUCAGCAAGUCAGAGCCGGCCAAGUCACACUGCGAGGCUGCAGACCCUUCCCACACCGCAUCUGCCCGCCUGCUCCGGUCUCUCCGUUCUGCGGAUCCGGACACUGAGGUGCGGCUACAAAGGCAGAGAGAGCGAGAGAGAGAGAGAGAGAGAGAGAGAGAGAGAGAGAGAGAGAGAGAGAGAGAGAGAGAGAGAGAGAGAGAGAGAGAGAGAGAGAGAGAGAGAGAGAGAGAGAUGGGCCCGAUGUUUCUUGAUGAUGAGACCCGGAGGCGGUGGGAAGCACUAGCCACCGCCCAUGAGCCAUCGCUCAUUGCCCAUCGCCCAUCGGUCUCUCCCAGAGUCCAAUAUUGCUGAGGCAGGCAGAGAGAAUUGCGGGUAUGCCAGGAACCCAUGGUGGGCUAGUGGGUAGUGUAGUGUCGUGGCUGGCCCUCAAGGAAAC